This is a messenger RNA of Branchiostoma belcheri (Belcher's lancelet), 2305 nucleotides long. RefSeq names its product opioid-binding protein/cell adhesion molecule-like. Lineage: Eukaryota; Metazoa; Chordata; Leptocardii; Amphioxiformes; Branchiostomatidae. The record is from RefSeq and is a predicted model, not a curated record. Gene Ontology annotation, cellular component: neuron projection. The transcript has a single exon. Bases 405 to 1484 code for a protein of 359 amino acids.
UGCCUGCAACUGUUUCAGAAAUUUUCAUCUCCGUGCAGACGACCGUGAGAAAGCCUACCGUUCGCGGGGAAUCAGUGUCUCCUUCGCGCAUCAGGUGUAGGUAUCGGCGAGGACUACUUCUCUGCCUGACACGGCGCACGUUUGCUCGCGGCAAACAGUCGGACCAGAUGGACGGAUGAGCUUAGCCCGCAAUUGGUACUGUUUGGAUUGUAAGUACGGGAGCCGCCGCGGGGAUUAAAAGUACAAGUACGCUAGCUGCACGCCCAUGGGAAAUCAAUCUGUGCCUUGGCUUGCCGCCAGAAGCCAAUCACUGUGCCGGGAGGGGGUUUACUCACACGCACGACAGCGUACGCGUGCAGCCACGGUUUAGUAGCGAUCAAGGACGCGCGACAGCAACGUUUCAGAUGGGGUUACUACAACUGCACGCACGGACGAUGUCUCGGCUCGUGGCAACAACAAUCCUCCUCUGUUUGUGGGUCAACUCGGGGCACUGUCAGCAGAAUCCUGGCUUUGCUUCGCCCGUCGCUAGCGUGGACACGAUCGUUGGACAGCCGGCCAUCCUGCGAUGUACCGUCAAGAACAGGGGCGACGCUAGGCUUAGCUGGGUCAAGAACAGCAUCCCAGUAAGUAUGGGCAACGACAUCCUACUGGCCGACAAAAACCGCAUGUCACUCAUCAACACAGGCAGACAGUACGAUCUGCACAUCACAAAAACCGUCCUGGAAGAUGAGGGAACCUACACGUGUGUCAUCUACUUCUCAUCAGGGUACAAUUCUUCUUCAGGGGACCUGACAAUCUUGGUGCCUCCCACCGUACAGUCUAUGACCGUGAACGGCCAGGAAGUGGGACAGAAAGUAGUAGUGGAAGAGGGGACAGACACACUUUUUAACUGCACCGCCACGGGCAAGCCUGUACCGAAUGUCAUAUGGAAGAAGCUCGGCAAACACGGUAGCGUGUUCUUCCAGAAUAGCACGGUACUCAUGUCAAACGUCAGUCGCACGGCGUCGGGACGGUAUAGCUGCUUGGCUUCGAACAACGUUUCGCCAACACACAACAGAGUCGUGGAUUUUGAAGUCCACUACGUGCCAACGGUGACCCCUCGGCGGUCAGAGGUCAUGGCGGUAUUACGGGGAAGGACAUCGCUAAAAUGUGACGUGGACGCCCUGCCAGCCGCGACACAACUGGAUUGGUACAAAGAUAACCGUAAGAUCUCGCUGGGACGGAGAUACGAGUCUACCGGAGGAACGACGGGAACAUUGGUCCUGGAGCUCGCGGACGUUAGGGACGGAGACUUUGGCGAGUACAUUUGUCGCAUCAGGAACAGUGUCGCUCUGAGAGAAGCAAGCAUCACGCUCUACGAAGUGGCGACACUUCCGCCGACUACGCCGGGAUAUGCUGAACUUGACGUUGGGAGUGGUCAUCGGUUAAGUUGUACGUGUAUAACUGUGUUAUGGAUGAUCCUCGUAACUCUCAUACUUCAAUGAUAAUGUCCUCACUCAUUCAGGUAUUAUAUAGCAUAUAGUCAGGCUGGCAGAUGAGAUAGCUGUUGUGUACCAAUACACGAAUGCAAGUAUGUACUGUAUCUCUAAUAUUUGCCUAGGGGUAAGAAAUGUAAUUUAUUGUGCUGUGUACUUCUCUAAAUCUAAUGUGUGCAAAUUAUUGCCAGCCUGUAGGCUUCCAGCAACAUAGGGCUCAGAAAUGUAGAUAAGUCUUUGUAAUAAGUUAUGAUAAGGAUUUGUAUUAUGACACUGGGUGUGUGUAUAUGUGAUUGUGGCUGUAAAAUGAUAAGAACUGUGCUUGCCUGGAGCUACCUUGGGAAAAAUAACUCCAGGGGCUUCUGAAAUAGAUUUGGAGCUCAGUGUGACAGAAAUACCCUUCAAAGGAUGCUUAUCGUCAAGUCUGAUGUCUCAAUAGCCUUAGCACCAAAAGUGGUACUGAAGGACAGAAAUGAGCCGUGAUGGUAGCACUUAGCUCUGCAUGCACCACGUAAUUGACAUUGGAGUCUGAGGACUAAGCUUAGAAAGAUCCCUCCUAAAUGUCUACAUGACAGUGAAGGAAGUAUCAGAGUACAGUUUGUUAUAGUUGUCCAAUUCCAGCCUAGGAUUACUGACUUCUGCUGUGACGUGAUAUGGAAUCAUGGUGUCGGGAAGGGUUAGAAGUCUUCAGCAAGCUGUCCUUGUAGAUUUACCCUUGGAAAAUCUCUUAGCCAUUAGCUAAGAAGACUACUAGUCAGGUUAAGACUAUGAGUUUGGGCACAUGGUUGGAAUUGAAAUGUGGUGGUUGGCUGGUGGUGAAUUUCACAUUC